AUGUCUGUUGAUGAACGAGAGCAAAUUCGCUUUCAGAAUACUCAACAACAUCGAGUAGCUUACAGUUCAUUGCCAGAUGCUGACAGACAGGCUCGAAUAAAUCAAAAUUCUCAACGUCAGCAAGAACAUCAAAACUUAAUGAAUGAUGCUGACCGGCAAGCACGCCGAGAUCGCGAUGCUCAACAGCAUCGAAACGCAUAUCAGAUACCUGAACGAGGGGCUGCAAUUGCAGAGCAAAACCUUAACAGGUACCACCGCGGUCGAGCAACUCAAAGGCCUUCAAUGGCAGCAAUCCUUAAUGCUGAAGGUCGACUGCGUUACGGCGUCCCUGAAGAAGACUACCUUGGUGGUCUUACUGUGCAGUGCAGCAACUGCGGUGCCAUGCACUUUCCAGAUGAAAAGUCUGGGAACAGCACUACUUUUUCUGAUUGUUGUCAGAAUGGUAAAAUAAGAGAUUGGUUUCAAUUGGGACCAGUUCCAGAACAGUUACAAAAGCUGUUCACUGAUGCUUUUAGUCAAAGUGCUAAUGACUUUGACAAAGAACAAAGUCGGCAUUUUUUAAAAAAUUUGCGACAUUACAACAACGCGCUUCAAUGCGCCUCGAUUUCGUACAGGUCUGUGAGUAUUCCUGGACAAGGACCUUAUGUCUUUAAAAUUCAAGGCAUUACUUACCAUUACACCUUCAACAUCAAUCAGAUUCGUGAAGGUGAAUUAGGUCAACGGAAUCAGCUGUACAUUUUGGAUACAGCCGAUCAAACUGCCCAUCGCCAAUCAAAUGCCCGGCAGUACAAUCACAAUCUCAGGCCAAACAUUCUGAACGUUCUUAAACGUUGUCUCGAUGAAGCAAACGAGACUUAUGAAAACUUGAGAAGAAUGUUCGAAAUGGCUAAUGUUGAAGAGGUGGCCGUUGCAUUUGCACCUGUUCAGCCAGGUCGACCCAAUGCUGAUCGCGAGCGCUUGCCAGAAACGCGCGAGAUUUUUGGUUUGGUUAAUCAAGUCGACGACGACACUGAACGAG
Rhagoletis zephyria (snowberry fruit fly) is the source of this 1018-nucleotide messenger RNA. The record is from RefSeq and is a predicted model, not a curated record. NCBI's taxonomy places the organism in Eukaryota, Metazoa, Arthropoda, Insecta, Diptera, Tephritidae.